CUGCCGGCGGCGCUCCUCCUUCGAGCGGGCAAUAUGGUGGCGGAGGCGGCGCGGGGGGAGCCGUGAGCCCGAGCCGGUGCCCAUUUCCACGCCUUUCUCCCUCCCUUCCUCCUUGCCGUCGUCGUCGGCCGCUGCUUCUCCGCCCGCCUGACGGGUUUUCCCGGCGCGGCGGGCGAUGCGGAGAGCAGGGCUGCCGGGCUGAGUGUGAGCGCGCUGCCCAUGUGGGUGUCCCGGUGAGGCCGGGGGGGGGGGCAGCGGGAAGAUGCUGCUGUCGCUGGUGCUGCACACCUACUCCAUGCGCUACGUGCUGCCCGCCGCCGUCAUGAUGGGCACGGCGCCCACCUACGUGCUGGCCUGGGGCGCCUGGCGCCUGCUCUCCGCCGUGCUGCCCGCCCGCUUCUACCGCGAGGUGGACGACCGCCUCUACACUAUCUACCAGAGCAUGGUGCUCUUCUUCUUCGAGAACUACACGGGCGUGCAGGUAAUAAUCUACGGGGAUUUGCCAAAAAAUAAAGAAAAUGUAAUAUAUUUAUCAAAUCAUCAGUGUACAGUUGACUGGAUUAUUGCAGACAUGCUGGCAAUUAGACAGAAUGCUCUUGGGCAUGUCCGAUAUGUCUUGAAAGAUGGAUUAAAAUGGCUUCCACUGUAUGGGUGGUAUUUUUCACAGCAUGGAGGAGUCUAUGUAAAAAGAAGUGCCAAAUUCAAUGAAAAAGAAAUGAGAGAGAAGUUGCGGGCCCAGGUGAAAGCUGAGACUCCAAUGUAUUUAGUGAUUUUUCCAGAGGGGACUCGUUACAACCCAGAAAUACCAAAAGUCAUUGCAGAUAGUCAGUCAUUUGCUGAAAAGGAAGGACUUGCUAUAUUAAAGCACGUGCUAACACCACGCGUGAAGGCAACUCAUGUAGCCAUUGACACCAUGAAGGACUAUCUGGAUGCAGUCUAUGAUGUGACUGUGGCUUAUGAAGGUACUGUGGACCACAAAGGGCAAAGAAAACUGGCACCAUCUAUGACAGAGUUUCUUUGCAAGGAAUGCCCAAGAGUUCAUAUUUUCAUUGAUCGAAUUGAACUGAAGGACAUUCCAGAAGAGCAGAUGUACAUGAGAAGGUGGCUCCAUGAGCGUUUUGAAAUAAAGGAUAAGUUACUAAUAGAGUUUUAUGAUGCAAAGGAUUCUAAAAGAAGAAAUAAAUUCCCUGGGAAAAGUGUUCAUUCCAAACUGAGCCUCAAGAAAACUUUGCCAUCUUUGCUGUUUUUAGGCGGCCUGACUGCUAGUAUGCUUCUGACAGAAUCUGGAAGGAAACUUUAUGUAAAAACGUGGAUAUAUGGGACUUUAAUUGGCUGCCUGUGGGUUAGCAUUAAACCGUAAGCAGAUGUUGUUCUCCAAUCAGUGAAAUGUGCAGUCUUUUCUUGCACAUUGCACCGAACUUUUUCCUGACUUUAUAGUAAGAAAAAAUGUAAAUAAAAAGCCUUAUUGAUUGAAAAUUGGAAACAAUAGAAUUUGUGACUUAAGCCUCUGUGUGGUUGGUCUGGGGAAAAUAAACGUAGAUUUUCAAAUUUGCUACUGAUCUUUGCAGAAUAAUGACAGAUAAACCGAGUCGUAUGAUAAAUUGCUUUCCCCAUGAAUUAACAUCCAUCUCUGUCUGAGGAUUUGGUGAAGUUAUGCAUAAGGGUGUCUUAAGUGGACCUGUGAAUGUAUUUACAGAUAAUAAUUUAGGGUAUAUAUUUAUUCUUCAGAUACUUAUGUUGAAUUUUCAUUACUCUUUGGUGCAUUGCAGCAGUUAAGUUGCAUCUGUCCCAGCUGUAUCGCAACUAAAAUCAAAACUUUUUUUUUUUUUUUAAUUUUGCUUUUCAGUUUUAGCUAAAUACUGUUUUUUAAAAGGGACUAUGCAAGCUGGCAAAUUAUGAGAUGUUACCUGAAGCAGAAAAAAACGUUCUUGAGAACUACAGUUCAUGGGGAAGAAGCUCCGUUUAUCUAGUGCAUGAUUUUUGACUAUAUUGCAGUAUUAGCUGAUUAUUUGACAUAUGCAAAACAUGAAAUUUUACUGAGCAAACAGCUUAUUUUGAGCACCCUGUAUCUGUGCAUAAAAGUAAUGUAUGCAGUAUAAUGAAUGACAUCUUAAGGUUUUUUUUUCUGGCCUAACCAGACUGUAGCCUACCCACAUCUGCAUUAUCCCUAGCACCUCAAGACUUCCAGCUGAGCUCUCAGACCUUUCAUGUGUACGUGCCAUGAGUAGAAGUUUCCUGUUACCUCACGAUUUUCUGGAAGCAAACUGUGUCAUUUGAGUAAUGCAUGGAAUUACUGUAACUUCAGGAGUGUAAGGGUAUGGUAAGGAGGAACCUUCAGAUGUUCCUGCUAAAUCUGAAGCAUGUGCCUUUUCCCACUAAUCUCAUUUAACCUGGUGUUUCAUAACCUUCUGUCUUCUCCAUGCUGUAGUCUCACAUGAGAUUCUCCAAUUAUUCUAGGCAAUGCAGGCCGCAGUAGGAUUGAAGUUACAGGGUCAACGUAUGUGAUUUGCACAGUAGAGUGGUAGUGGAAGAAAUCACUAUCCUAUCAGUAUUUCACCUGCUUGAAAACACACUCCUAAAAGCAAAAGCGACACAUCCUUAAUACCAGCAAGUCUGCAAUUCCCAUGGCUGAUACUUUAGUUGGGAAGCAACAUUUCCUGGUAUCAAGGGAAUAAUCUGUAUGUACAGUGAUGGAGUAGGAAAGAGGAUGUACUUUACCUUCUUCCAUUAGGGAACUGGACUCCCUAUAUAAAAAUGAAAGAUCUAGAGAAUAUUUUUGUAUCACUCUUGCAAGCUUUAAAUGUGCAUCUCUUUUUAGCUUCAGUGCAAUUUGUCUUGUGUUAGAGUCCAUCGUGAGUUAAAUGUCUCUUAGAAUUAUAACUCAGUUUUUCAGAUUCCACCAUUGCCAGUUAAAGAUACUGCAUUUACUGUGUGGGGUUUUUUUGUUGUUGUUGUUGGUUGGGGGUUUUUUUGGUUUUUUGAUUGUUGUUGGGUUUUUUUACAGAAUUUUAUUGAGUAAUAAUUGCAGUUCCACCUUAAACUCAUUUGGUACAACUUUCAGUUUGCAGUUCUGUGUCCUUCCAUAAUGGAUUUUGUCACUGGAGUUAUUUAUAUCAGUGAUUGAUUCAGGAUAUGUUGAUGAACCAUUUUAAAAACAAUGACUGGGAACAGUGUUGAAAAACAGUAUUGUUAUGAAGCUGUGAGACCAGACAAAAAAAAAAAGCCAUUUUAUGUAACAGCCAAAUGUGCUCACGUGUAGUUCUUCCUAUUCUCAGCUGACUGCUUUGAGUGGGUAAACCAGAAGCCAGCAUUCCUAUGCUAGUGUGAUUUUAAAUCACAGACUGAAAUUUUACUCUGACAUAACUAAAUUUCUUUGUAACAUCUAAGAAUAACACUUAAUUAUAAAUCAAAAAUAAAUGCAAACUGCUUAAUUCAUUUGUAGAAAAAUAACUGCUAUUUUGAAGAGACUGAUUACCAUGAAAUACUGGAUUUCUCUUACUGUUUAAGUAUCAAGAAAAUAAUUGACACAGUGCAACAAACAGGAUGUUUAUUUUGAACUUUAUUGUCUAUGUUAAUCUUAAUUAUUUUUUUCCUUGUCAUUAAUUUAUAAAGUUUUGAAACUGUUAUUUGCUGAUGUAUUUGGCAUUGGGAGUAUCACAUGCUAUUUCUAAAUAUGCACUGAUAUUAACUUGAAAUAUUUCUUCAUUAAAAUAAGAAGAGCCAACGCUCAUUCAACUUUUC
This is a messenger RNA of Calypte anna (Anna's hummingbird), 3741 nucleotides long. RefSeq names its product 1-acylglycerol-3-phosphate O-acyltransferase 5 (gene AGPAT5). Gene Ontology annotation, cellular component: mitochondrion; endomembrane system. The record is from RefSeq and is a predicted model, not a curated record. NCBI's taxonomy places the organism in Eukaryota, Metazoa, Chordata, Aves, Apodiformes, Trochilidae. Gene Ontology annotation, molecular function: acyltransferase activity. The transcript has 8 exons. The coding region runs from base 263 to 1360 and encodes 365 amino acids.